AUGACACCGCCGACUGGGGCAAAGCAGGCGGGAGGCGCGCCUCUGCCUGACUGCCCCGCUACCCCCCUACUCACCCUAUCACGACGGCUCCUCCUCUCCCCCCGCACUUCCCGUGCAUGCAACUCCCAGGGCAUGACUGGUGGCGCACUCAGCAGGCGGGAGGCGCGCGUCUGCCUGACUGCCGCGCUCCCCCCCUUCUCUUCCGUUCACCCCAAUCCCGCUUCCCCCCAUCUUCCCCCGCAUGCGCCUCCCAGGUGUGGUCUGGUGGCGCACUCAGCAGGCGGGAGGCGCGCCUUUGCCUGUCUGCCGCACUCCCCCCCUUCUCUUCCUAUCACCCCAAUCCCGCUUCCCCCCAUCUUCCCCCGCAUGCGCCUCUCAGGGCAGGUCUGGUGCCGCACUCAGCAGGUGGGAGGCGCGCCUCUGCCUGACUGCCCCGCUAGAUCCCCCUUCUCAUCCUAUCACCCCAACCCCGCUUCCCCCGCCUAUCCCCCGCAUGCGGCCCCCACGUGUGGUCUGGUGGCGCACUCAGCAGGUGGGAGGUCCCCCUCCCCGUGCACCCUCCCCCCUCUCUCCCCAGCUCACCCUCCCUUUCGAGGUGGCUCCCAUAUGACGCUCGUGGCACACUCUGCAGACGGGUACGUGGAAUGCCUCUUCUAG
Closterium sp. NIES-65 is the source of this 657-nucleotide messenger RNA. NCBI's taxonomy places the organism in Eukaryota, Viridiplantae, Streptophyta, Zygnematophyceae, Desmidiales, Closteriaceae. The record is from the annotation of a GenBank genome assembly.